AUGGUAAAAUCCUAUUUACGCUACGAGCCACUAAAGACAUUUGGGAUAAUAUCGAGUUGGUUAUCCAAUAUUGUAUACGAUGAUACCGGUAAACUCGCUAUAUCACCGGCAUUAGAAGAUGUGAUUGUUUGGGACUUAAAAAAGGGCAUCAAAAUUGGAUGCUGGCAUGAUGCAGAUAACAAAUCAGAAGUCACUGUAAUUCAAAAAAGUCCAAAUAAAGUUGAUUAUGCUGUUGGAAUAUGGAACAUAAAGAGCUCAAUGUUGUCAGUUAUUUUUAACGGUCAUCGAGGCUCAGUUACGGCUCUCGUUUUUGAUAAAAAUGGCACACGAUUAGCUUCAGGAUCAAAAGAUACGGAUUUAAUUGUAUGGGAUAUUGUAGGUGAAGUUGGGCUUUACAGAAUGCGUGGUCACAAGGAUCAAAUAACUGCGAUUCGAUUUCUUCAAAGGCCUUUAGAGGGAAGAGAAAAAUCAAAUGAUGAAUCUUCUUUAUCUCCCGGAUUCCUUCUAUCUUCCUCCAAAGAUACACUCUUGAAAUUAUGGGAUUUGAAUACGCAACAUUGCAUUGAAACGGUAGUGGCACAUCGAAAUGAAAUAUGGGAUUUUGAUGUAUCUAAAGAUGAGAGUAUGCUUGUGACUGGAAGCGGAGAUCCUGAAUUAAAAGUUUGGAAGUUAAAUCAACAAGUUUUGGCUAGUGGAAUUCUUGAAUCCGAUGAAGAUGAUAACGAUGAGAAUCAAAAAGUAAUCGUUUUUUAUGGAAAUGUUGCUAGACAAAGUAAAGAGCGAGUCACCACACUAAAAUUUCAUCCGAAUACUAAUUUUUUGGGCGUGCAAGGUCCGGAUAGAUUCAUUGAGAUUUUCCGGUUACGAACACAUGAAGAAAUAAAAAAAAAACUGCAUCGACGUCGUAAGCGCGAAGAAAAAAAGCUUAAAGAAUUAAACAAGAAAAAUGAAGGGGGAAAUUCAGAGACUGCUCCACCUUUGAAAUCAGACAUUAGAGAUGAAAUACAUGCUUCAGAUGAAAUUACUUUACACGAAAUCAUCAGAACUACUGCAAAAGUCCGAUCAUUUGAUUUUGCAUUUAUGGAAGAUACAGCGAAAACGGGAGCUAUACAGCUUCUUGCUUCGUUGAAAAAUAAUAUGCUAGAGGUUUAUAAUUGCUAUAUGCCGUCAAAAAAAGAAGAAAAGCAUCCGCAUACCAAAUUAUUUUCUGUUGAUAUUCAUGGUCAUCGAAAUGAAAUCAGAACAUUGGCAUUGAGUUCUAAUGACGAGCUAUUGUGCUCUGCAUCGAUGGAUAUGCUCAAAGUUUGGAAUGUUAGUACAACCUCUUGCAUCCGCUCAUUGGAAUGUGGCUAUGCAUUAUGCAGCGCAUUUAUUCCUGGUGAUCAAUACAUUGUAAUUGGAACAAAAACCGGGGAACUUGAAUUAUUCGAUAUUGCGUCUUCGACUUUGCUUGAAUCAAUAGAUGCACACGAUGGUGCUAUUUGGUCAUUGCAAGUACAACCAAAUCGGCGAGGUUUGGUGACUGGAAGUGCUGAUAAACUAGUUAAAUUUUGGAAUUUUGAAAUAAUCGAAAAAAAAGAACCUGAUGAGAUAACAACACGAAAUCUCACAUUAGUUCACACUCGUACACUGAAAAUAACGGAUGAUGUACUAUGUGUACGAGUUAGUCCAAACUCAAAAUUGAUUGCUGUAUCGCUAUUGGAUGCAACUGUCAAAGUUUUCUAUCAGGAUUCUUUAAAAUUUUUCUUAUCGUUAUACGGACAUAAAUUACCUGUUUUAUCGAUGGACAUUUCAUCAGAUAAUGCAUUGCUUGUAACAUGUUCUGCCGACAAAAAUGUAAAGAUAUGGGGUCUCGAUUUUGGCGACUGUCAUCGAUCAAUAUUCGCGCAUCAAGAUAGUAUAAUGUCUGUACAAUUUGUUGCCGAUACACAUUAUUUUUUUACAGCUGGCAAAGACAAACUCGUAAAGUACUGGGAUGGUGAUAAAUUUGAAAAUAUAACAAAACUUGAAGGACAUCAUGGAGAAGUUUGGGCUUUGGCAUUAAGUAAAAAAGGUGAAUUUCUUGUAUCUGCAUCACAUGAUCGAUCUAUGAGGAUAUGGGAACAAACCGAUGAGCCGCUUUUCUUGGAAGAAGAAAGAGAAAAGGAAAUGGAAGAAUUAUACGAAUCAACACUGACCACUUCAAUGGAAAAAACGAAUUUGGAGGAUGCGGUGGAAUUAGCAUCUGCAGGGAAACAGACAAUGGAAACUCUUAAAUCCGGCGAAAAAAUUAUGGAAGCAUUGGAGAUUGCUGAUGAAGACAAAAACGCCAUUGAGAAUUAUAAUCAAAUGAAAGCCAAAGGUCAUGCACAUAUAGCAGCACCGCCGAAACGCAAUCCAAUACUAUUAGCUUUAGGGAAUUUGACCGCAGAACAAUAUGUUCUUCGAACAAUAGAGAAAAUAAGGUCUACAGAGUUGGAGGAAUCAUUGUUGGUUCUACCAUUUACAAAAGUGAUUUCCUUGUUAGGGUAUUUGGAUAUAUGGGCAAAAAAGGAAUGGAAUAUUGCCCUCGUAUGUCGGAUAUUAUUUCAUCUUUUACGUGUACACCAUGAUCAAAUAGUCGCGAACCGAAUUAUGAGACCGAUGCUUGAUUCGAUAAGAAUGCAUCUUCGAGCUGCGUUAAAACGGCAGAAAGAUACACUGGGAUAUAAUUUAGCCGCAAUGAAGCACAUUAGGCGUAAUUGGGAAGCUAAUGCCAUUGCAGAAUUCUAUAUGGACGAUAACAAUGUAGAAGGAUCGGAAAAUAUCGACACCAAUUCUGCGAAGAAACGGAAGUUCAUAACUCUGACAACUGAUUGA
Messenger RNA from Ambispora leptoticha, 2838 nucleotides. The record is from the annotation of a GenBank genome assembly. NCBI's taxonomy places the organism in Eukaryota, Fungi, Glomeromycota, Glomeromycetes, Archaeosporales, Ambisporaceae.